Messenger RNA from Cyanidioschyzon merolae strain 10D, 2322 nucleotides. Its product is annotated as glucose-6-phosphate isomerase. Gene Ontology annotation, molecular function: carbohydrate derivative binding; glucose-6-phosphate isomerase activity; monosaccharide binding. NCBI's taxonomy places the organism in Eukaryota, Rhodophyta, Bangiophyceae, Cyanidiales, Cyanidiaceae. Gene Ontology annotation, biological process: glucose 6-phosphate metabolic process; gluconeogenesis; glycolytic process. Gene Ontology annotation, cellular component: cytosol. Bases 1 to 2322 code for a protein of 773 amino acids. The transcript has a single exon. The record is from RefSeq and is a predicted model, not a curated record.
AUGGUCGGCGAGACCAGGAUUUCUUUCGUCCUUUCCCUCAAGAAGCCGGCCAUGGCGACCGCCUUUGAUCUCCGACUUCCAUGCCCAUACCUUCCCCUAGAUUUUUUAUUUCUGCUAAGGCACGCACGCGGAACGCGUCUCUCAUCAGCGGCGAAAGAGCAGUUGAUGGCACGCACCUGCGUAUGGAACGCAAUUCAGGUGAAAGUCUAUCAACGAGUCGCUGAUCCGUUGGCCGCGCCCUCGCAGCUGCACCCGCCUGCCGCGCGUGCCGGAGGCGAAUCGCCCAAGAAGCGGACGCCAGUUGAAAGCUCGCUGCGCGGUGCAGUGCGCAAUAGUGUGCACCUGGUCUUUGCUUGCUGGGAGAGUGUUCGCCUGAUGAGCGCCUUUGUCGUGCCUGGGUGGCCGCUUCGGGGUGGGGUAGCUGGAUCGCGCCGAUCCAGGGCGCUGUACCCGCACCACGGGUCUGCUGGGCUUUUGCGGAGACGUGCGUUUCCGCGUUGCACAGCGGGGGACGUUCGCGGGAGCUACACCGUUGGGAGGCGGCUUCCUUCGGAAACGCCGCCACCACUGCCGGUGCCGACCGACUACGUCCUCAUCUCGGAGACUGCCGAGUGGAGACGGCUGGUGGAGCAUGCAUCUGAGAUCGAUCGUUUGCACCUGCGGGAGCUGAUGCAGGACGUCGAUCGCGUGCGUUCUCUGCGCGCUGAGUAUGACGGGAUCUACCUCGACUACUCGCGGCAGCGGGUGACGAAGGAUACGAUUGAGCUACUUUUCGCGCUAGCGCGUCGUGCGCGUUUGGUGGAUAAGAUCCGCGCGAUGCAGUCCGGCGCGCACAUAAACGUGACCGAGCGGCGCGCCGUGCUGCAUACGGCGCUUCGCGCGGAGCGGAACGCAAGCCUUGUUGUCGACGGUACGGACGUUGUUCGUGACGUGUGGCGGGUGCUCGAUCACGUGCGUGAGUUCAGCGAGCGGGUGCGCAGCGGGGAGCAUCGCGGCGCCACGGGGAAGCCGCUUCGCAGCGUCAUCGCUGUGGGGAUUGGCGGCUCGUAUCUGGGGCCAGACUUUGUGCACGAGGCGUUUCGGACGGAUCCGGAGGCGUUUGAGGCGGCGCGGGGGCGGCACCUUCAUUUUCUCAGCAACGUGGAUCCUGUGGAUAUCAAGCGCUGCACGCAGGAUCUGUCGGCGGAGGAGACGCUGAUAGUGAUCGUGAGCAAGUCGUUCACAACCGCGGAGACGCUUCUGAAUGCACGGGCGAUGCGCGAAUGGCUCUGGUCCGAAAUGGGGCGCUCGGAUGAGGUCGUGCGGCUCCACAUGGUUGCCUGCAGCAGCAACGUGCCGAUGGUGGAGAAGUUCGGGAUCGACCCGCGGAACACUUUUGAGUUUUGGGACUGGGUCGGGGGUAGGUAUUCCGUGUGCUCUGCGGUCGGAGCGCUGCCGCUCUCGAUUCAGUACGGCUUCCCCACGUUCCUGCGAUUUCUAGAGGGCGCGCGCUCUGUUGAUGCGAACUUUUACGACGUUGCUAGUCCGCUGGCGGGGAACUUGCCGGUGAUCAUGGGGCUUCUCGGCGUCUGGAACCUGUCUUUUCUCGGCUACAAGAGCCGGGCGCUGCAUCCUUACGCAGAGGCGCUUCUCAAGUUCCCCGCUCAUAUCCAGCAGGUUGACAUGGAGAGCAACGGUAAGCACGUGACGCUGCGCGGCGACGACGUCGACUACGCGGUCGGUGAGAUCGACUUUGGAGAGCCCGGCACCAACGGCCAGCACUCGUUUUUCCAGCUGCUGCAUAUGGGGCAGACGGUACCCUGCGAUUUUAUUGGCUUCAUCGAGUCCCAGUACCCGCUGUGCAUCGAGGGUGAGCCGGUCAGCAAUGCAGACGAGCUCAUGGCGAACUUUUUCGCCCAGCCAGAUGCUCUGGCGUACGGCAAAACAGCGGCGGAGUGUCGUGCAGAGGGCCGCCCCGAAUGGCUGAUUCCGCAUCUCGUGACGACUGGCAACAGGCCGAGUCUGACGCUGCUGCUGCAGAGGCUGGAUCCGUACGCCACUGGCCAGUUGCUCGCGCUCUAUGAGCAUCGCACGGCAGUCCAGGGUUUCAUCUGGGACAUCAAUUCAUUCGACCAGUGGGGCGUCGAACUCGGAAAGGUGCUCGCAAAGCGUGUCCGAAAGCAGCUGAACGAAAGCCGCUACUUCGGCCGCCCCAUUUCGGAAGAGUUCAACGCUUCAACCAGGGAUCUCAUGGAGAGAUAUCUACGGGGUCAAGUUGGAUGCGUUUUCAAUGAGCCCUUCGACUACCACCGUGAUACAGACACUGGACGAUCCCCGCUGUAA